Rhodotorula graminis WP1 is the source of this 1718-nucleotide messenger RNA. RefSeq lists its product as uncharacterized. Gene Ontology annotation, molecular function: ATP hydrolysis activity; ATP-dependent protein folding chaperone; ATP binding. Gene Ontology annotation, cellular component: chaperonin-containing T-complex. Gene Ontology annotation, biological process: protein folding. Bases 1 to 1629 code for a protein of 542 amino acids. The transcript has 9 exons. The record is from RefSeq and is a predicted model, not a curated record. NCBI's taxonomy places the organism in Eukaryota, Fungi, Basidiomycota, Microbotryomycetes, Sporidiobolales, Sporidiobolaceae.
AUGGCAUCUGUCGUCGCACCCGCACCCACCGCCGCUGCACUCCCCGCAGGAGGCGGAGGCGCCAACCGGCGCGCGUUCCAGGGCAAUGAGAAGCCGAUGGAGGUCCGCCUCAGCAACAUGACGGCCGCCAAGGCCGUCGCCGAUGCCGUCAGGACUUCUCUCGGUCCGCGCGGCAUGGACAAGAUGAUCCAGACCGCCCAGGGCGAGGUCAUCAUCACCAACGACGGCGCGACCAUCCUCAAGCACAUGUCGGUCCUCCACCCGGCUGCCCGCAUGCUCGUCGACCUCUCGGCCGCGCAGGACAUCGAGGCGGGAGACGGCACCACGUCGGUCGUCGUCCUCGCCGGCUCGCUCCUCGGCGCCGCCGAAAAGCUCCUCAACAAGGGCAUCCACCCGACCAUCAUCGCCGAGUCGUUCACCCGCGCCGCCGCCAAGGUCGUCGAGUACCUCACCGAGAUGGCCCUCCCCGUCGACCUGAGCGACCGCGACAACCUCCUGCGCGCCGCGACGACGUCGCUGUCGUCCAAGAUCGUGUCGCAGUACUCGUCCAUCCUCGCUCCGAUCGCCGUCGACUCGGUCCUGCGCCUCGUCAACAACGAGAGCGACAACGUCGACUUGCGCGACAUCCGCCUCGUCAAGAAGGUCGGCGGCACCAUCGACGACACCGAGCUCAUGGACGGCGUCCUCCUGCACCAGAACGUCAUCACGUCGGCCGGUGGCCCGACGCGCGUCGAGAAGGCCAAGAUCGGCAUCAUCCAGUUCCAGCUUUCGCCGCCCAAGCCCGACAUGGACAACCAGAUCGUCGUCAACGACUACCGCCAGAUGGACAAGAUCCUCAAGGAGGAGCGCCUGUACAUCCUCAACCUGUGCAAGGCCAUCAAGAAGUCGGGCUGCAACGUCCUCCUCAUCCAGAAGUCGAUCCUGCGCGACGCUGUCAACGAGCUCGCGCUCGCGUACCUGCAGAAGCUCAAGAUCCUCGCCAUCAAGGACGUCGAGCGGGACGAGAUCGAGUUCCUCAGCCGCGCCCUCGGCUGCAAGCCCAUCUCGGACGUCGAGCAGAUGACGGCCGACAAGCUCGGCGAGGCCGACCUCGUCGAGGAGACGAGCAAGAACGGCGCCAAGUUCGUCAAGGUGUCGGGCGUCCACAAGCCGUCGGGCAAGACGGUCAGCGUCCUGUGCACGGGCGCCAACGGCCUCAUCCUCGAGGAGUCGGAGCGCUCGCUCCACGACGCCCUCUGUGUCGUCCGCUGCCUCGUCAAGAAGCGCUUCCUCAUCGUCGGCGGUGGCGCCCCCGAGGUCGAGUGCUCGCUCAAGUUGUCCGAGUACGCGCGCACGCUCAAGGGCCCCGACGCCUACUGCACCGAGGCGUUCGCCGAUGCGCUCUCGGUCGUGCCGACGACGCUCGCCGAGAACUCGGGCCUGAACCCGAUCCUGCUCCUCACCGAGCUGAGGAACCGGCACGCCAAGGGCGAGAAGACGGCGGGCAUCAACGUGCGCAAGGGUGUCGUGUCGGACCUGUCGGGCGAGAGCGUCCUCCAGCCGUUGCUCGUGUCGAGCAGCGCCAUCGAGCUCGCGACCGAGACGGUCGGCUUGCUACUCAGGAUCGACGACUACCACCCUACACGGUGAUUGGCGUCCGUUCGACCUCGAAGCAUGAAGAACGAGUGUGUAGACCGCUGCACUGUACGAUACGCAAGCAAACCCGCUUUCCUUCCGUG